Molecule: messenger RNA, 1458 nt
Organism: Penicillium roqueforti
Lineage: Eukaryota; Fungi; Ascomycota; Eurotiomycetes; Eurotiales; Aspergillaceae
Exons: 5
Coding region: 1-1458 (485 amino acids)
Biological process (GO): transmembrane transport
Cellular component (GO): membrane
Molecular function (GO): transmembrane transporter activity
Source: RefSeq, a predicted model, not a curated record
AUGGAGAACGUACGCGCAAUUGGUACCAAGUCGAUCCAUGAGGUAUCCGACCAUGAAUUCCAACCCAAUACAGAGCUACAGGAUGGACUAUGGCUCCGGUUCCUUACGUAUACCAAGUGGUAUCCAAAGGACAUGCCACACCCGGAGAAAAAGCUGGUCCUCAAACUGGAUAUCAUGAUUCUAAUCUUCGGCUGCCUUUCAUUUUUUACCAAAUACCUUGACCAGCAGGCGAUCACUAAUGCCUAUGUGUCAGGCAUGAAAGAAGACCUCAAUCUGCACGGCAACGAAUUGAACUACAUAACCGCGGUAUUCUGGGCCUCGUAUUGCACAUCCAUGAUACCGGCCUGCUACUACCUAACGCGCACGCAGAUCAACAUUGCCUUGCCGACUCUGGAAAUAGGAUGGGGACUAUUCACAUUCGGCUGUGCGUGGGCGCAGAAUCUAAAUACGAUAUACGCAAUGCGCUUCUUCAUCGGGAUCUGCGAGUCUUGCUCUUUCACCGGCGUCAUCUAUGUCAUCGGCUCGUGGUAUAAGCCCGGGGAGGUGACGCGGCGGGUUGCGCUUUUCUUUAUCGCUUCUCCACUCGGGACUAUGUUCGCGGGAUACUUGCAGGCUGCUGCCUAUACGAAUUUGGAGGGGAGGCAUGGAUUGCCUGGGUGGAGGUGGCUGUUCAUUAUUUGCACUAUUAUCACAAUUCCUAUUUGCAUUCUUGGAUAUAUCGUUUUCCCAGAUGUUCCUCACCGCGCAAAGCCACGGUUCCUAACUGCGACCGAGCACGAUAUUGCCAAUAUUCGUCUGAAAGGUCUAACAGCGCCGAGUGAGCUGAAAGUCUCCCGGGCCAUCUUCAAGCGAGUCUUCGGACGAUGGCAUUGGUAUGUCUUUGUCCUGCAUUGGACUUUAAUGGACCAGAACUUCACGCCAUAUUCGACGCCAUUUAGCCUAUAUCUCAAGGCCAAACCAGACAUCUACUCCGUCUCACGGGUGAACACAUUGCCGACAAUCGCAACGGCGUUGUCUGUCGUAGCCGCACUAGUAGCAGGCGUUACCGCCGAUCGCCUGCGAAACUUUUGGAUUCCUUCGGUGGCGACCAGCAUUCCCGUCCUGGUUGGUGUGAUUUUGCUCGUUGUUUAUAAUGUCGGCGAAACGGGGCGACUGGCGGGAUUUAUCCUCACGGGAUUCGAGGGCGCAAUUAGUCCGCUCAGUAUGAGUUGGGCGACUAUCACCAUGGCCAAGGAUGCCGAAGAACGCGCUAUCGUCACGGCAAGCAUGAAUGCAAUCGGCCAGGCCAUGGCAGCAUGGACACAGAUAUUUCAGUAUCCGGCUGUUUCUGCCCCAGACUUUCGAGCGGGAUUCAUCUCGAAUUUGGUCAUCACUGUCGCACAAUUCCUGAGUGUUGGCCUGAUCGCCUUUCUGGCAAAUCGCGACGCGCGAAAAGAGCGAUUGUUGUCCAAUGUGUGA